This is a messenger RNA of Pelecanus crispus (Dalmatian pelican), 359 nucleotides long. Lineage: Eukaryota; Metazoa; Chordata; Aves; Pelecaniformes; Pelecanidae. The record is from RefSeq and is a predicted model, not a curated record.
GCAGCCCUGACCGUGAAGUUUCUAACCAAGAGGUUCAUAAGCGAAUAUGAUCCCAACUUGGAGGACACCUACACCUCGGAGGAGCUGGUGGACCAGCAGCCCGUGCUGCUGAAGGUGAUGGACACUGCCGAUCAGGAUGGCCCCGGGAACUGCGAGCGCUACCUGCGCUGGGCCAGCGCCUUCCUCGUCGUCUACAGCAUCGACAACAGGAAGAGCUUCGAGGGCUGCCAGCGUUACCUGGAGGUCCUCGCCCUGCACGCGAGGGGCUGCCAGCGCCGCUGCCCCGUGCUCCUGCUGGGCAACAAGCUGGACAUGGAGCAGUACAGGUAUCGGGCGCGGGGCGAGGCUGUCUUUUCCCG